This is a messenger RNA of Copidosoma floridanum, 2573 nucleotides long. It is a transcript of the gene Nagk, whose product is annotated as N-acetylglucosamine kinase. Gene Ontology annotation, molecular function: N-acetylglucosamine kinase activity. The record is from RefSeq and is a predicted model, not a curated record. Lineage: Eukaryota; Metazoa; Arthropoda; Insecta; Hymenoptera; Encyrtidae.
CGAGGAGUUUAGCCGCCUUUGCCGAGAUACAAACGCCGUCCAUCGAAAUCUAACCCCCUCCCCUCGGCGAGGCCGCACUUUUACGCCAAGCUCGCGUUGUCGAUCACCCGAUGCCACUUCGAGCGGAUCGAUGAAAUUUGGGCUCUGACGGGAGAGGAGUAGGAUUCCUUCGCUAUGGAGAGAACAAACGGACAGACGGCUGUUUCCACCGAGAGCCUCAACAAAAAUCCAGAGGACAUGCGGAUCGGGGGCCUCGAGGGAGGCGCGACACACUCGACAUUGUUCGUCGUGGAUGGAAGGGGCAAAAAAUUGGCCGAAGUCAGGGGCCCUCACACGAAUCACUGGGCGCUGGGCAUGGAGGAAACGGCAGCCAGGAUCAACGACAUGAUAGUCAGGUCCAAGGCGGACAUCGGCAUGCCCCAAGCGGUUCCGUACGACAUUGUAGGCUUGAACUUGAGCGGCUGCGAGGAGGAGAAGAGCAACAAACUGCUGGCCACGACCCUCCAUCAGCUCUACCCGACGGCUUCGCGCGACUACACCAUCGGCUCGGACACCCUCGGAAGUCUCAGGACGGGCCUUCCCAAUGGCGGUGUCGUCCUCAUCUCCGGCACUGGGAGCAACGCGCUUCUCAUCAACCCCGACGGCAAGACCUACGGCUGCGGCGGAUGGGGGCACAUGAUGGGCGACGAGGGCAGCGCUUACUGGCUGUCGCACCGGGCGUGCAAGUACGUGUUCGACGAUCUCGACGGUCUACUGCAAGCACCAGCGCCCAUCACGUACGUUUGGCCGGCUAUGCAGGAGUACUUCAAGGUGACGGACCAACAGAGCAUGCUGCCCCACUUGUACGCCAAUUUCAACAAGUGCAAGUUCGCCAUGUUCACCAAGGAGCUGGCCCUCGGCUGCGAGAGGGCCGACCCCCUCUGUCUCAAGCUCUUCCACGAGGCCGGGGUCAUGCUCGCCAAACACGUGACCGCGGUCUCGGCCAAGGCCCACAACGACCUGAAGCUGGAAAAGGGUGGACUGAAGGUGAUAUGCGUGGGCUCGGUGUGGAAGUCGUGGGUGUACCUGCAGGAGGGCUUCAUCGAGGAGAUCCACAAGAGGAGCCUCGUCGACGAGCUGACGUUGCUGAAGUUGACGACCUCGGCGGCGCUGGGUGCGUGCUACAUAGCCGCGGACAAGCUCAACUGCGUGACCAUGAUAAAGAGCUUUGACCAAAACACCGAGGAGUUUUAUCGUUACAAGCGUGAAAAUCUUCCACCGACGAAAACGGCCUCAUCCUGUGUUGCUUCCCGUUUAGUGCCCAAUGGCGUCGAGCAGAUCGAGAUCAGAUAAUUGCCGCCGAUCUGGUGCGACUCUUGCUCGAAAAAACAACCUGUGACGUUCAUCGCGCGUGUUACAAUGGCUUUUUACGUUAGAUAUAUGUAACGCACGACACGUACAAAUUGUUGUAACAGUCGGCUCGCCUGAAAUUUUAAUUUUUUUUUUGUUUUUUUUUUUUUUUUUUUUUUUUUCUUUUGUCCACACCGGCUGAAAUUCCACACCUCGAGUCGCGUCACUGCGCGCGCGCUACAUAGUGUAUAUUACGCGCUCGAUGCGAUUAUUCUUCAUUUGCCAUUACAAGACAACAAUUACACCACUGCGUAGUUAUUACAUUUUAGUCGUAUCUUCAAAAUUGUUUAGUUAGCGGAUACAGGUAUACAUAUAAUGUAAAAAUGUACUUGCGUAGGUACUUUGCAUAUGAUUUCGAGGGUAUCGUGUAUUAUACAAUUGUCUGUUAAACACGAGAAUUGUAUCAUUGAUGAGGUAUCUUAGAAAUUCCAGUUUUAAUAAAAUUAUUUUUAGUUUUUACAAUCGCUGCAUUCGUUUGCUUUUAUCUAAUCGUCGAUUGUUUGUUAUUUAUCUUUUUACACAACCCCUUACUUGGUAGAACGUGAAAUUUUCUUCUGCAAAAUAAUGGAUGGUAAAGAACGUGACACGCGAUCUUGACCAUACCCUUCCUGUUAGUGCCGUAUGUCGGUGUGUAUAGUUUACCACUUUUUUACAUGGCUCCUCGAAUUUCAGCGUCAGUUAUUUUAUUUCAAUUAACUAUAAUUCAAAUAGAGAAAUGAUUCUGCAAAAUUUUGAUAUUAUUUUAGAUUAAGUUGUAGAAAAAAAAAAAAAAAAGAAAAUAUGUUUAUACAUGUAAAUACAUCCAUGAAAUGUAAUUUUGUAUGUAGAUUAUAUUUACGCUUACGUUAAUGUAUAGACGAAAAAAAAAAAAAAAAAAAAAAACAAUCCAACAAAACAAAUGCACGACUCCAAUUAAUUUUUAUAUUUAGCUCUAAGGCCUCGAAGCCUCUAACCAAGAUCAGUUUAGGUUUUAAAAAUGUCAAAAUUAACAAGUAAUAACCUUCAAAACAUCAAAAUUUAAAAGAAAUGUUAGGACUCUUUGAAAUACUCAAAACCGCGACUGACUGGACAAUAUCCAUCAUUUGCGUGGUUUUAAAAGGAUUUCUUUACUUUAUAAUUUUUUUGUUCUCUUUGUUAUUUCUCCUCGUAUCACUAUCUGUAACAAUAAUAUUGGUUAUAAUAAU